UUUUGGCGGGCUCAAACACUUUUCCACCGUUGGAUGGUAACGAUCAGCUUUCAAAAUUUCUCGUGCAUAAAGCCCGUAACAAACCCGUUCUCGAAAUCAUGGCCGGUGGGGAAAAUGAAGAGCAAUCCGAAAUCGUGGAACAGGAAGAGGAAGUGGUAGAAGAGAUGGAGGAAGCGCUUGAAGAGCUGCAAGAAGAAGAGAUGGAGGAAGAAACGGACGUUUCCCGCAUAUCCGUACUGUCGCAAUCCUUCGAGCCACGAAUGUCGAGCAUUGCAGAAGAGACCGAUGCGACACCAGCCGUGCAAGAACCUGCUCGCGAAACGACACCCUCCGUCACUGCUGGAGGUCCUCAGUAUGAGCGCAUAGAGAAGCUGGCACGUCCGAAGGUGGCCCAUCUGGAGGAAACGCUCGAAAGGCACGGCAGACGAAUGAAGGACGCGGCGAUCGAGCGUAUAAAGGGACUGAUCAGCGAGCUGAGAGGAACGGAAAAGCUAGCCUCGGCGCAAGGGCAACAGUCCGCUAUAAAACUGCCUCGAAAUUCCGAGCUGAUCUACAAAAAUUUGCAUUGCAGUUUGCGCAAGGUAGCGUUCGAAACGUUGGCCAAUCGGAUAUUCGACAAAAUGCCCGAGCUAAUUGUAAAGAUGCAGCACAACCGUCCCCAGCGGCUGGCACCGGAAACGAAAGUGCUGUACGAUACGUUGCAGGUCACGCUGCAGUGCUACCUGGGGCUGCCGGAGAACGAGCACGAGGCGCGUAUUUUCGAACAGCUGUGCUACGGGUUGACCAAGUUCGUGGAGAACAUCAUUGAGCAAGUGCAUCAGGAGCAGCAGGAACGGGAUGGUGCGGAGGGUGGUAAGUCACGCUAUCCGGUUGCGGUUGAGCUGGGUAGAAAAGCGUACAAGGAGCGUCAGAUGAGAACGGGCAAUUAAAAAAAAAUGGGAAAACAUUACAUUCUAACAAUAAACUGAACAUCUCCUUUAUCAA
This is a messenger RNA of Anopheles merus, 984 nucleotides long. RefSeq lists its product as uncharacterized. NCBI's taxonomy places the organism in Eukaryota, Metazoa, Arthropoda, Insecta, Diptera, Culicidae. The record is from RefSeq and is a predicted model, not a curated record. The coding region runs from base 99 to 929 and encodes 276 amino acids. The transcript has 2 exons.